GCUUAGCACGUUUCCGAAUAAUUAUAUAACCAACUUCUUCUAAUUCCUAUAUUUUCACGUUUGUUAUAGUCUCUUUGUUAUUUCCGGCCCUCUUUCUUCUCCGUUAUAUCCUCUCAAGUAUUUUCGAAAACAUUAUCUUCUUCCUUUCAUCAUUGAGUAAUUAUACUAAUACAUAAUAGUCAUUUUACCAAAAACCUACACUUCUGUUUUCUUAUCAGAUUUCUCUAAAAAAAACUACUAAAAGAUUGUUGAAAUUUUGUUUAGAUGGUUACUAAAAGGGUUUUGAUUACUUGAUCAUUAUUCAUCAUUUUGGAGUAUUUGACUUUUGGUAAAAGAUGUUAGGAAACUUCAUUACCAGCGGUUUAGUAUUGGUUCUUGGAUAUGCAUACCCUGCUUUUGAGUGUUUUAAAACUAUUGAGAAGAACAGAGUGGAGAUUGAAGAACUUAGAUUCUGGUGCCAAUAUUGGAUUAUUGUCGCGGCACUGAGAAUCUUUGAGAGCUUUGGUGAUUUGUUCAUGUCAUGGUUACCAAUGUACAGUGAGGCUAAAUUGGCUCUUUUCAUCUACUUAUGGUAUCCAAAAACGAAGGGCACGGCAUACAUCUAUAAUGCCUUAUUGAAGCCAUAUGUGGCAACGUAUGAAAAAGACAUUGACAGAAGUUUACUGGAAUUUAGAGCCAAUGCAUGGGACUUGGCCAUUUAUUACUGGCAAAAUUGUGCAGAAUUGGGGCAAGCAAAGUUCUUGCAGAUGCUUGAGUUUAUAGCUUCUCAGUCUAAAAGAGGAACACAAUCCAGUCCUGAGCAAAAAGAUGAUACCAACCAUUCAGGCGGAGCGCCACCAAACACGCCAUCCGGAUUAUUCAAGAGGAAUAAUAAGCAGCUGACUGACAGGAGGCCACCACCUGGUUCAUCUUCACCACCACCACCACCGCGGCCUUCUUCCUCCGCCCACCACUCCACAUUGCAUACUAUUAAGUCAGAACCAGUGCACCACGAGGAUGCUUCAUUUCAAGACAAUGAUAGUUUUAAAGACCAUGGUCUUCAUGCUGCCAGGGCAAAACUAAGACGUAAACGGAGCAUUUAAGCCAAAUAGUCACACAAUAAAGGAAAGAUUUUUUUGUAAAAAGUUACAAUGCGAUCAGAACAACUUUGCUACAUUUUUCCUGCUCCAUUUGUUUGACUUUCAAGUUUUGAAAUGAAAUUCUUUUUAGUUCUAAGUUAAUGAGUUAGAUACUUUUGUCUUUCCUGUUGAAUGUUACAGAAUCUGAUAUUGUGACGCAUAACGCAAUCAGAUCGUUGACUUAAUUUCAUUGUAUCAUAGAAGCAAUUUGUAAGAAAUUUACUGGUACCUAGAGAUUGUGAUACU
This is a messenger RNA of Lycium ferocissimum, 1364 nucleotides long. RefSeq names its product putative HVA22-like protein g. The transcript has 5 exons. The record is from RefSeq and is a predicted model, not a curated record. Bases 336 to 1082 code for a protein of 248 amino acids. NCBI's taxonomy places the organism in Eukaryota, Viridiplantae, Streptophyta, Magnoliopsida, Solanales, Solanaceae.